This is a messenger RNA of Aphidius gifuensis, 3796 nucleotides long. RefSeq names its product DNA fragmentation factor subunit beta (gene Drep4). The record is from RefSeq and is a predicted model, not a curated record. Gene Ontology annotation, biological process: apoptotic DNA fragmentation; apoptotic process. Gene Ontology annotation, molecular function: DNA endonuclease activity. Gene Ontology annotation, cellular component: cytoplasm; nucleus. The transcript has 6 exons. Lineage: Eukaryota; Metazoa; Arthropoda; Insecta; Hymenoptera; Braconidae. The coding region runs from base 467 to 1744 and encodes 425 amino acids.
GAAGACCUGUUCCAACUUCCAGCAGUGCACAAUAUGGAACAUUAUCAGUUGACAGAGUGUUCUUGUGUCAUAUUAUUGUUCGAUCAUAUUUUCUUUAUUUUUUCAUAAUUUUCUAUUAUUUUAAAUAUCGGGGUUACUGUGGCAAUUGAAAUUAAAAUUAUAAUAAUUAUUUAAAUGGGUGUUUGAUAUUUUUUUAGACAUGAUUAGGAGAGACUAGAGACUAAAGUUCAAAGUGUUUAUUUAUUUUUUUUAUUGUUGAUUGUGUUUUUGGAUUGUGUACUAUCAAUUUUCUUUGUUAUUAUUGAGUAGCUUGUAUAUAUUUAUGCACGCUUGUAUGUAGAGUGUAUGACAGGUUCUUUUUUUAUAUUUUUUUUUUUUAAACUUUGACCAAUCAGAUGACAUAUAGAGUGUUUAUUUUGCGCGCGAAAUUAAAAUAUUAUUGAUAUUUCUAAAAUUACAAAACAACAUGUCUUUGUUUGCCAAUUGUUUAUCUCAUUUCACUGGUUCGAAACUCAAACAAGAGGUCAAAGGAUUUAAAAUAACUGACGUUAAAAGGACACGUAAAAUUGGAAUUGCUUGUUGUAAUUUAAAGGAAUUAAAAAAAAAAGCAUGUGAAAAAUUAAAUAUAAGUAAUGAUUUAUCAGAAAUAAAUAUUUAUUUGAUUGAUGGUUCACUUGUUGAUGAAGAAUAUUUUAAAACACUUGAUGCUCAAUCAACACUGAUACUUCAAAAACCAGGAGAAAAAUUAUUAACAGACGCAGAUUUACUAUAUGAAACCCUGAGGCGAGUAAAUAUUGAUUAUCUUACGGCUGGUGAUCAAGCAACAAAGUUUGUAACUGAAAAUCUCAAAAAAAAAGUUGCAGUUUUGCAUAAUUUAUUGAACUUGGAUGAUUCAAAAACUCAAUUAAGUCAUAGAGAUGAUCAUCCAGAAUGGUUUAGAGGUUUGGAAACAAAUGUAACAACAAAGGAAGCUUAUAUGCAUCGUCGUUGUCAAGACAGAAUACGUGGAUAUCUCUACAAGACAAUUGAACAAAUAAAAACAUCAAAUAUUUGGCUUACCAAUAACCAAGCACGUUUAAAUUUACAAAAUAUUAUUGAAUAUUUUAAAUUACAACUAAAAAAAGAUCAUUAUUUUGGUUAUUAUUUCGACAGAAGUAAAUGUCACAAAGAUGAAAUUGAUGCUGUUACCAGGACAACUGAUAAUUGCUAUGAUCAUUGUCCAUGUAAAUUAAUUGAUGAAAAAAAAAAUGAUGAAGAUGAUAAUGAAGAUGUAAAUGAAAAGUAUGUAGAUGAAGAGAAAAAAAUUGAUGAUGAUAAUGUUGAUACUGUUGAUGGUAAACGACAGUCAAAAAGCAAUGAUCGACCAGCUAAAAAACAAGAAAUUGAUGAGACAAUUGUGUGUCCUUAUAAUGUUUAUUCAAGAUGUCAAGAUGAAAUUAAUUCAUUGUGUGAUGCUAAUGGAGAAUUUCAGUGUGAAGGUGUAUGGAAUUAUGAAAAUUGUAAAUAUGGUGAUAGACAUAAAAUCAAUCCUUACAGAUCAAAAGAAGAACUUAUAUUAUUUUCAACUUGGAAUCUUGAUCACAAAUUGGAACGCUCACGAACUCUUGUUCCACAACUACUCAAGUACUCAGAGGAUAAUUUGAUUAAUGAAAAAAUUGUCUUUAAAUUUUAUGACAAUUUAUUUACUAUUAAAAAUUUACGACUUGUUCAUAUUGUUUGUCAUGACAAAGGUUCACAUAAAUAAUUAAUUGUUAUUAUUAUUUUUUUUUUAAUAUUCAUAGUUAAAUUUAGUAAUUAUUUUCUGAUGAAUUUUUGAGUAUUUUGGUUCAUUUAAAACUACUUGCCAACAAGUAAAAAAUGUUAAUAUUUUUUUGAAAAAAAAUAAAGCAAUUAAAGCUUGAAAAUUACGCUAGUAAUUAAUUUUAAAAUGAAAAUAUAAUCAAGGCUGUACGUGAAUUGGAAUUCCUUUAUCAAUAAUGAUACUAAUUUUUUUUUUCACGCGGUUAUGAAUGAUAUAUAUAUUCAAAUAAUUAUCAAGUUUAUUUAGAUUAAAUUAGGUUAAUUAAAACAUGCUAAUUAGCCGCUAUAUUAGUUCAAAAAAAAGGAAUUAAUUAUCUAUAAAUUUGUGAUUUUAGCAGUGUUUAAAUCAGUAUUAGAAAAAAAAUUAUAAUCAGUGCCAAAAAAAAAUAUUAUUAACAAAUAGUAUAUAGUAUAUUUUCAUGAAUAUAUAAUGAAUAUAAUUUUCAUAAAUUAAAUCUGCGAGUGAACUGAAUAAUAUCGCAAAAAAAAGAUCAAAAAAAUAAUAAUCAAAAUUAUAUUUAUGUGGAGGAUGUGGACUCAAAGAAAAAAAAAAAAAAAAAAACUACACAGGUAAAAAUAAAACAGGGUGAUUAAUCAAAGCAAGACUUUAAUUAAUAUUUAUAAAAAUUAUUAAUAAUUUUUAAUUUAUAAGAGUCUGUAGGACAAUGAAUUUCGAAAAAAAGCACAUUGAAUGAUACUUGAAUUAUUCUUGAGAUGUUAAAUUAUUAUUAAAUUAAUUUUUAAAUUUUACAAGUAUGUAAUUCAAUGAAUGACAAUUGGCUUUAUUCAAAUAAUCAAUGCAUUCAUAUAACUGUGAAUGUCAUUGUGUUGUUGUUUGAGUAUCAAAGUGUCACUGACACAUGAAUGUAAUAAAUAUAUAGUCAAUUUUAGACAUAUAGUUAUGAAAUAUUGAGAUGAUUUUAAUAGCACUUGUUAACUGUUAAAAUUUAUAAGCCAAUUAUCAAUCAGUUGUUGUUCAUUGUCAAUGUGUAAAAUUAUUUUAACUUAAUUAUUUUUGUCUCAAACUUCCGUCCCUAUUUAUUAUUUUUUCAAAGCCAUUUAAAUUUAAUUAACAAUAUAAUUUUCCAAAAAUAAAAUAUAAUCUAUGUAAGAAAAUAAAUCUAUCUUUUAUUAUUUAAAUUUAACUUUGUAUUUUUUUUUUUUAAAGAUAUUUUUAUAGUAUUAACUUUUGAUUGAAUUUAUAAAAAGUGUCUAGUUUAAUAUUUUUUCUAUUGAUUCGUUUGCCAUGUCAAGAAAAUAUUAGACAGUUUUUAUAAAAUACAAUUGAGACAGUUAUAUUUGAGUCAAAAACAAUGAAGAGAGCUAGAUGUGACACCACAUCGAAAUGCUUUAAUAAAUUUUCAUUUUACGUCUCGUUGAAUUUACUUUCCAGACGACUGGAUUUCAUAUAAUAAUAAUAAAAAAAAAACUAAAAAUAAAAAAAACACAUUAAAUCAUGAAAUUACUGCGAAAUUAAAUUGAUAAUUAAUUAAUUAAAUUUUUUUCAGUUUAAAAAUUAACAGAGCUUUCAAUUUUCAGCUUUAUAAAUUAAAAAAAAUACCAAAAAAUACAUUAAAAAUUAUUUAAACAAUUCCAAAUAAUUUUAUUUCAAUUAUCCAGCUUUAAAUUUAUUAAAAAAAAAUAAUCUCUCGAAAUAUUUCCAUUGAAAAAUAAUUUUUUUUACAAUUUAAAUUUAUUUUUUCUCAAGGUGUCUCAACAUAAAAAAUUAUAAAUAUUAUUUAUGAAAAGAAAAAUAAAUCUUUGUUUGCUGGAGUAUUUUUAAAUGACAAAAUAUUUAUAUUCACCACGUGCAACACUGUAGGAUUAUAUGAUGUGAUCCCCGAGGUGCGAGACCAAAAGAUGAACCACAUUGGAGGCGUAUGAGAAUGACGGACAAAUAUUCCCGAGUGUGUCCACUAAUUCAACUAUAGAUUAUACAUAUAUUGCAUCAUGUACACACAACGACUACGAAUAAUACGAUAUAUAUAUAUCCCGC